GCAGGAGAACGCUAUGACAUGCCUGAAGAAGCAGCAGCAGGAGCUGGAGCACAUGAGGUUACGCUACAUGGCCGCUGAAGAGAAGGAAGCCGUCAAGAAUGAGAAACAUGAGCUCCAGGACAUCCGUAACGAGCUGAACAGGCUGAAGCAGCAGGAGGAGCCGCGUGGCGCGAGGGAGACGGCGCAGGUGUGUGUAAACGAGAGCUCAGAUGAACACGUGACACGUCUGCUGGAGGAGAGAGACACACUGCUGCGCACCGGCGUCUACACACACAACGACAGGAUCAUCUCUGAGCUCGACCGGCAGAUCCAGCAGGCCAUGAGCACCUGAACAUCAGCAAACACACCUCGCUUGAUUUCACUUCCUUCAGGUUUCGCUCACAGUUAGAUGUGUGUGAUUUCAGCAGGUGGCGCUGCUUCUCAAUAGAUCAUUGCUGGAUUAUUAACACUUUAGAGCUUCAUAAGCCUUUAUAUGUGACUUUAUUUAUAGUGUGUGUGUGUGUGUGUGUGUGUGUGUGUGUGUGUGUGUG
Sinocyclocheilus anshuiensis is the source of this 530-nucleotide messenger RNA. RefSeq names its product centrosomal protein of 120 kDa-like. Bases 14 to 331 code for a protein of 105 amino acids. Gene Ontology annotation, biological process: interkinetic nuclear migration; positive regulation of centriole elongation. Gene Ontology annotation, cellular component: centrosome. The record is from RefSeq and is a predicted model, not a curated record. Lineage: Eukaryota; Metazoa; Chordata; Actinopteri; Cypriniformes; Cyprinidae. The transcript is spliced from 2 exons.